AUGGAUGUUGAUCAGAGAUUGGUUCCUCACAGGCAUGAGCAACUUCCCAUCGUCCUACAUCAGAUCUCAGAGGAGGACUUUACAUAUUUUCUCAACUGGGUUUACCACAUAUUGUAUAUUAUAGAGUGGCUUAAUUGCAAUAGCAUCAAGUUCACUAUUGAUGGGCUGGAAAACCUUGCCCUGCAGCCUACUUGCAGACUAGAACUUGCUUGGUUAUAUUCCAUACCCCAGUGGAUUGCUCCAGCAAUCUGUGAGAUCAUAUUGCUGUCACUUGUGAACACUACUGAUACCAAGGCUGCUCAGAUGGGGUUCAAACUGGUGCAAGGAGGCAUGGUUAGGAUUCUGGUGGAAGAAAGUAGCUCGUGCAAUCCUCCACCCAACAAACCCACUCCCACUGGCACAGACCCUCCAACUCAUCAUUAA
Suillus subaureus is the source of this 423-nucleotide messenger RNA. RefSeq lists its product as uncharacterized. The transcript has 5 exons. The record is from RefSeq and is a predicted model, not a curated record. The coding region runs from base 1 to 423 and encodes 140 amino acids. NCBI's taxonomy places the organism in Eukaryota, Fungi, Basidiomycota, Agaricomycetes, Boletales, Suillaceae.